Humulus lupulus (European hop) is the source of this 968-nucleotide messenger RNA. Its product is annotated as protein ALP1-like. Bases 90 to 968 code for a protein of 292 amino acids. The record is from RefSeq and is a predicted model, not a curated record. The transcript has 3 exons. Lineage: Eukaryota; Viridiplantae; Streptophyta; Magnoliopsida; Rosales; Cannabaceae.
AACAAAAGGAAUACAUUAAGGACACACGAGAGAUUAAAGUUGAAGAAGCAGUUGCCAUUUUCCUUAUAAUUGUUGGUCAAAAUGUGGGAAUGAGACUUAUAGCUGACCGAUUUCAACAUUCGCUUGAAACUAUUGAUAGGCACUUCCAUUUAACAUUAAAGGCAAUAUGUAAAUUAGGACAGGAUAUCAUUCGACCAACUCAAUCUUCGUUACCUUCUCAUAUUGUCAACUCCUCAAAAUACUACCCAUGGUUUCAGAAUUGCAUUGGUGCCAUUGAUGGAACACAUGUGAGUGCAUGUGUCCCUACAGAUAAGCAAGUCAGUUACAGAGGCCGAAAAAACGUGGUAACACAAAAUGUCUUGUGUGCUUGUAACUUUGAAAUGUUCUUUACUUUUGUAUCUGCUAGUUGGGAGGGCACCGCAAAUGAUUCCAGGGUGUUUAUAGAUGCAAUUACACAACCUAAAUAUAAGUUUCCAUUGCCUAAAGAAGGUGAAUACUAUGUUUUGGAUUCUGGGUUUCCAUGCACAAAAGGUUUUCUCCCACCAUAUCGUGGUGAAAGAUAUCAUUUGCAAGAAUACAAUAAUGGACGUAAUCGACCACGUGGUAUGAAAGAACUAUUCAAUUAUAGGCAUUCUUCUCUUAGGAAUGUCAUUGAACGGUGCUUUGGUGUACUAAAAGCACGUUUUCCUAUAUUGAAGAUGAUGCCACCUUACAAAUUGAGUAGACAACCUUUGAUAGUUAUUGCUUGCUGCACUCUUCAUAAUUUUAUUCGUCAAUGCACAGAGUAUGAUCAUAUGUUUAGAGAAUGGGAAGAGAAAGAACUUGAGAGUGAAGACAACUUAGAGGAAGCAAACACUAGUGUGUCAAGAUGUGAAGUCAAUUUAUCUGAUGAAUCUGCUGCAGCAAUGGCAAGAUGUCAAGAUCGUAUUGCUCAAGCUAUGUGGACAGCUUAUAAUAAUAUAAAUUAG